Symbiodinium sp. CCMP2592 is the source of this 4656-nucleotide messenger RNA. NCBI's taxonomy places the organism in Eukaryota, Dinophyceae, Suessiales, Symbiodiniaceae. The record is from the annotation of a GenBank genome assembly.
AUGGCGCCGACGCCCGAAGAGUUUGAGGCUUCGGUAUUGCCGGAUCGACCAUGCCUUUUGAACGAGAAGUUCAAGGUGCACUCCUAUGAUGGAGGAGCAUUUAAAAGCAAGGGGCAGUACGACAUCAAGAAUGUGUUAGUUCCAUUGCUUGAGCCCUUCCAUUGCUCUUCAAGUGGAACAAAGUUCAAUCUAGUCUUGAAAUGCGCCGACGACUUCACGCUGACCCACUUCUAUGUUAGUGGCCCUGGGCCUCGUUGCACAGAGCCGAUCAAGAGUGGUUUGGUUUGGGUGCUGGAGCAAGCUCCGGAUGUUGAACGGCUGAAAAAGUACGACUCCAUGUGUGCCGAAGAAUUGCUUGAAAUAGUAAAAGGAUUGAGAACUUAUAGCUCCAGCGAGCAAGCCGGCAGUGUUCCUGACCCGUGCUUGUACUUCACGACGGACUCAACCUCCAGGGAGGCAGAGCUGGAAUUGCCGAAGUGGCGAGAAGGCAAAUAUAUCGUUGUGAAAUUCCUGGAUACGCACAAGGACCAAGGCAACAUUGACGUUGGCAUUGUGGGGAUGAUCGGCUACUUCGGCAGGCAUGCCAAGAAGCAGAUCCCCCUUGGCCCAUGGAUGAAACGAACGGCCCGCCAGGUUUGGGUGCACCCAAACGCACUGAAGAGCAUGUUCUCCUCUAGUGGAUGGGUGUGUGAUGGUCGCGAUUUCACCGGAGGGUGCCGCAGCGGUCAGACAGACUUUCAUCAAACGAAUGUCUAUACCGUCACUUUUCGGUGCGCCACGAGCGGCUUUGAUCUCUGCGAGAAGUGUGCAUAUGAUCCAACUCUGGGACACGUCAAUGAAUCUUCGAUUCGAUCUGACCUGGAGGCACUUGCCGAUCCCUCACUCUGCAAGCUUGGUGCCACUCGAUUGCGCAAUCUCUGGCGGCGAAAUUGGGCCGAAGCGCUGCCCAGGUACUUCGCGGCGGGCUUGCUCGACAGCUUGGUCCAGGCUCUGCAGAAGUGCCUCGUUGAGGGGCAGAGGCCAGAGGAGGAACGACCACUAUUCUCCAGCAUGCCCCGCGUUGCGUGGCAAGCUGUCAUUUCAGCGGGGCUGAUGAACCUCGUGACUGCUGCCUUGGUUGAAAACGCGAUGGACGAAGAUCGAAGCAUCGUCACAGUCAUUGCUCCUUCCGAAAAAGUGGGUCUUUGCAUGAGAGACACCCAGAGAUCCGUCCGCGCAGCUCCGUCCCUGUUGAUGAUGAGCCAGCGCUUGCAGAGGACGGCUCCGCCAAACUCCACUGACAAGUUAGCGAAUGCAUCAGACGACAAGAUGCCAUCCCAGACAGCCAGCGAUGAUCUCGCACAGACAUUGCAAGAUGCACUGCAGUGGGAGAUGCAGCAAAUCGAGAAAUCACUGGGCAAAGAUGGCGUCACCAAACUCGGCGCUCAACCCGGCCGGGUCAUGGGAGUGGCACUAAAUGGUAAGGAUGACAUCCGCAUGCUGCAGAGUGCAUUGAUGAUUGGCGUCGCUGGUGUCUUGACGCUUGCAAAGGUCUUUUCGCUGCUUCGUAGACUUCGCCCUGAAGUUUACAUCAAGGAGGCAGACUUGGAGAUUGAAGCUGUGACGGACACAGAUGCAUCCCCUCGCACAGCCCCAAGGCGCUUUGCCAAUCCGCAUGUCGGCCUGUUCGAUUGGGUAUCGAAGGUUUGGCAGACAACACCAGAAGAUGAGGUGAAGCAGGCCGGCUUGGACGGCUGGGCUUUUCUGGAAUUUCGCCGGCUGAACUGGCGGAUCUUUUCCGUGAUAGGCCCGGUGCUGUGCGCAGUAUUGUUGCCUCUGCACUACGAGGCGCACCGGGAUGCAGAAUACGAGCUGGAUUUACUCAGCAAGUUCGACAUUGGUAGAGACCCGCUUCCGGACUGGAUGUUGUGGGUCCACGCCGCGAUGGUUUGGUUUGUAGUCUGCGUUAGCGCAUGGACUAUAACUCGCACGCAGGAACAUUUCACCGAGCGCCGCUAUCAGUGGCUGAAGGAAAUCCCAUUCCCACGGGCGAAGACUGUUCUCAUCAGGAACAUUCCCUCCCGGUAUCGGUCGGAUGCAGCUCUGAAGCAGUAUUUCGUUAACCUCUUCAGCGAAGAGGUGAUCGAGCGCGCUUAUGUCGUUCGUCACACAGGACGCCUGACAUACCAGGUGGCAGCAUUGAAGCAAGCACGCCUGGACUUGCUCCAUGCGAAACAGCACUGGGAGGAAGCUGGGCGUCCGGAUCGGGCCUCCUCAGAGAGUCUUCGGUUGGAGCACUGCGAGAAGCGUGAACAGACGCUGACGCAGGAGGUCACGCAAGCACAAGCAAGGCUGGACGAGGGAGUCGCACGAGGAGAUCCCGUUGUAUGUUCUUCCACUGGCUUUGUCACGUUUACCAGCGAGCUUUCGCAGCGGCUUGCUUCUCGGGAGCAGUAUACACGAGAUGUCACAGACUUCAGCAUGACAACAGCUCCGGAUCCCAAUGAUCUGAUUUAUGCCAAUCUUGCAGAAGAAGAGAUGAAUUCUGCUGGAUGGAAUUGGGCCGGCUUGGCCGCUAUAUGGGGAGUCUUUACGCUGUGGGUGCCCUUCGUAGUUCUUAUCUCGAGCUGGACAACCUUCGGCGCGGUGCAGGAGAUGCUCCCAACUUUGAAGGAGCUUGUGCAGCGGCACAUGUGGCUGGACAAGCUGCUGACAGGAGUCUUUGCGACUAUUGCACUGAAGGUGUUUCUUGCCUUUUUGCCAUCUGCAAUGUACGUCAUCAUCCGAACCGUGAUGAGCGUGAAGUCGGGGACGGAGGUGCAGAUCAAGAUGCAGAAAUGGUACGGUCUUUUCCUCGUAACGUUUGUCCUGCUGGUCACUUCCCUAAGCCGCGGAGUGACCCUGACACUGGUUAGCGUUGCACAGAAGCCGGGACGCAUCUUCCGUAUCCUCGCGGAUUUCCUGCCAUCAGCUUCCCAUUUCUACUUCAACUAUACCGUUCUCGGAUGGAUCGUGCCAUUUAUGGAGCUGGUCAGAAAUGCGAACUUCUGGAAGUUCCAUCUUUGCAAGUACUUCCUGUCAAUGUCGGAGAAGGAGGCGAAGGAGUACAGCGAACCUGAAGAUCCAGCAAGCUAUGGAUUUGGAGCUCGGAUGGCCUCGUCACUCCUGAUCUCUGCAAUCACGUUUGCGUUCUGUUCAUGUUCCCCGCUUAUUCUGGCAUUUUCAUUCAUAUCCUUGAGCCUGUCGCACGCCAGCUACACAUAUCUCGUGGUGUACGCUGAGUCGAAAAAACCCGACACUGGUGGCGUUCUGUGGGUCCAUGGGAUCAGCUACCUGUUCUUGGUGAUCCUGAUGUACAUACUGCUGAUGACAGGAGUUCUGCAAAUGCUCAGUUCGAGUGGCAAGUGGUUGGGGCCACCUGUGGUCGCACUUGCGUCGACUGUGGCCCUUUAUGCAGGAAAACAUCGGGUGGACAGCUUGGCUUUUGAUGUGCUCCCUCUGGAAGAAGUCGUCAGGACAAGCCAAGACUUGAGCAAGAAGGCUGUGCGCGAACAGGGCCAGUACGUGCAGCCAGAGUGUGACCUUGCUGCCGUGACAGUGCAGCGGCAGCAGCCCGGUGCAGAGAAUCAGAAGCGCCAGGCCAGACGUGCCCUCUUGCAGUUGACUACUGAGCUGACGCAGCGACUCUUGGGCCUUGGCUGUGGUGAGGCCUGGCAGGCUUCAAACGAUCUUGUGUGGGCCAUUCGCACGGAGUCGGAGGGACAAGAACAAUGGGACGAAGGAAGAGUGGUGCAAAUGCCAAAAUCAAUGCCUGACUGUCUGAGUUCCAAGCCUCUGCCGCCACCCAGGAAUGCACUUGCAGCGGCUGUCGCUGGCGCCGGCGGUGGCGAAUCGGGUGAGGCUGCACAGAACGAAGGAGGAGGUGAGGGUGGAGAUGCGACGACGGCUGCAGGAGGCGCGGCUCCUGAAGCGACAGACCCGGGCGGCGAGGCAGAAGCGCCAUCAGACCCGGCGGCCUCGAAGGAUUCCACGUCGCAAGAGGGCUGCUACCUCAUAUCAUGGAGAGACGGGCAGGCUCCGAGCUGGGUUCAUGCUCAGCAUGUUUGGCGGAUGGUUGCCGAUGAGGACGUCAUGAUUGCGACUGCGGGCAUGUUUCUCGAAGUCUCCAAGGGUGCGACGUGUGACACUUCCAGGCUGUCCAAACUGCUGCAGCAAGGCGCUGACCUCCAGGCGUUGAACGGUGAAGGGUGCACGGUGCUGCUCCUGGCCGUGCGAGCCGAGGUGCCGGUGGAAGUCUUCAAUGAGUUUUCGGGGGAGCGCGCAUGUGUGCAAGAUUUUGCACUCCGGUCGUGCUUGCGGGAUGGAGACUGCCUGGACAUGAGGAACAAUUGCACUGGCCGCAAGGUGAGCAAUGGGUCAGGGCGUUUCUCUUGGAGAGGCUUCUCAAGAGCGCUACUUCCUGCAAAAAGUCAAGCUCGGAGAAGGGUCCUUCGGGACAGUUUGGAGAGCUGUGGACAGGCAGGAAAACACCAUCGUAGCUGUCAAGCAGCUCGACAAGGCAGGAGCUCGCCGUGCAAGUCUUCACAGGUCGCGACACAGCGCAAAGCCUCUGUUGACAGGCAUUGCUGCCAAAGCGCGGCGUUCGCCGGCAAGAUAUUGAGCGAGAGGUGGCAGUGA